Messenger RNA from Perkinsus marinus ATCC 50983, 609 nucleotides. RefSeq lists its product as hypothetical. The transcript has 4 exons. The record is from RefSeq and is a predicted model, not a curated record. Gene Ontology annotation, cellular component: membrane. NCBI's taxonomy places the organism in Eukaryota, Perkinsozoa, Perkinsida, Perkinsidae. The coding region runs from base 1 to 609 and encodes 202 amino acids.
AUGGGACACGGUAUCUUCACUCUGUUCGGUAUCAUCUACCCGAUCAAUUUCUUCCUCGCCGUUACCACAGUUAAAUCGGCAGUUUCAAGCGACCUCGUCGACAUCAUUCGCUACGCAUUACCUCAACAUACUCAUUGGAUCGAUGAUUCUGACUUAGCCGUCGGUUGUGUUGGAUUAUCACUCUUGAUGGCAUAUGCUCUCGUGAGUGUAGCUAGUGGGAUACAGGCUAUGCGUCCUGAGGGUUAUGAUAAUCACUAUGGACGUUUCCAAAUGUCACGUGCUAAACCUGGUCUAGGGUUGAGGAUGUACGCCUCACACUACAAUGCACUCGAGUGCUUCACAAUGUUCUCUAUUGCAGUGAUUUUGGGGAAUCUACGUGGGAUGGACGCACACCUCUUAGCCAACUUGUCGCUAGUGGUGAUCCUGGCUCGUAAGAAUUAUCAUAUUUUCCACAUUCUCGAUUUUGCCAUCUUGCGAAGCAUUGCUUUCGAUACGGCUUUUAUGGCGAUACUGACUAUCAUGAUGGAGGCCGCACUCCCCGGGAAUUCUGUGGUGAAGUUCAUGACAUCUGAAAGCUGGACCCUGCCCAGUUUAUAUAACAUCUCGUAA